Plodia interpunctella (Indianmeal moth) is the source of this 2192-nucleotide messenger RNA. It is a transcript of the gene Smyd5, whose product is annotated as SET and MYND domain containing, class 5. The transcript has 8 exons. The record is from RefSeq and is a predicted model, not a curated record. The coding region runs from base 133 to 1287 and encodes 384 amino acids. Gene Ontology annotation, molecular function: protein binding; histone H4K20 methyltransferase activity. Lineage: Eukaryota; Metazoa; Arthropoda; Insecta; Lepidoptera; Pyralidae. Gene Ontology annotation, biological process: negative regulation of gene expression, epigenetic.
ACAGCCAGCCUUCCAAACCAAACUACCCUAACCUCAAAGUUGCACAAAUUGUUUUCUAUAUUUUCUUGAAAGAAAUCAAUCUUAUUUUAUUGUUUCUUUUUGUAUUAGAGAAAUAACUUUAAUUAAAGUGAAAUGGCCGGCUAUGAAAUACGUCCCUCGAGCAGUAAGAAAGGGAAAGGCUUGUUUGCAACAAAGCAGUACAAUCAGGGAGACGUUAUUUUGGAGGAAGAUCCCUUGGUUUCAUGUCAAUUCGCUUGGAAUGCUGCAUAUAGAUAUUUAGCUUGUGAUCAUUGCAUGAGACCAUUAGAAACACCCGAACAAAAUGUAAGACGCCUAUCAUGCAAACCAGACAUAGUACUUCCACAUUCUAACUGCUAUGAGACAAACUUGGAGAAUGUAACAACAUGCGACCAGUGUGGAGUAUUGUAUUGCUGUGAGAGCUGCAAACAGCAGGCCUAUGUGACAUACCACAGGUUACUGUGUCAUGAUAUUAGCGAUGUGCAGCAUCCGGUUAUGGUGCUUUUGGAGGCUUGGAAACAAAUGCACUACCCACCAGAAACAACAAGCAUAAUGCUACUGGUCAGGAUACUGGCCUUCAUAGAACAAAGUUCGGAUCCGGCUGCAGCAGCUGCUAAAAUCAAGCAGUUCUGUCAUAGAACUGUGAAUGAAGAUGCGGAGUUAGUUCACAAGCUGCUCGGUGAACAGUUCUCAGACCAGCUUGGCACAUUGAGGGAACUGACAAGCAAUGUCAUCAGUGGAGACCAUGCCCAAGAGUUCCUAACUCCAGAAGGCUUCUGUUCGCUAAUGGCUCUGAUCGGCACCAAUGGGCAAGGCAUCGGCACAAGUCCGCUGGCCAUGUGGGUAAACAAUGUACUCGAGCUGACCAUGUCUGACGACGAGAGGCAGCAACUGGAUCUGUUUAUUGAUAAACUGUACCAGUAUGUUGAGGAAGAAUCGGGCACAUUUCUGAACACCGAAGGUUCUGGUCUGUACCAGCUCCAAAGCGCCAGCAACCACAGCUGCGAACCGAACGCAGAGUCCUCAUUCCCGUACGGCAACCAUCGCAUACAACUGAAGGCCUUGAAACCCAUCAUGCCCGGAGAGGAAAUAUGUAUUAGCUAUUUGGAUGAGUGCGCCCUUCAAAGGUCCAGACAUUCGAGGCAAAAGGAACUGGCCCAAAACUAUCUGUUUGUCUGCUGGUGCGAUCGCUGCAACUCCCAAGCGUCUCAACCUGACUGCACCAGCGAAGAGGACAUGAGCGAUGUAGAAGUGGAUGCGGACGACUGAUGUUCCAACUUGCUGGCUUUCUGCCUGCUCGGGAUAUAGCGGGCGAAGCCACGAGCGGUUUGGAAUUUCGAGUGUGAAGACAUACUGGAUUUAUUGCAAGGAAAAUGUCUAUAUAUUUAGAUUUGUUUAUUAAGGUAAAAGACGAAAUGUUUUCUAUACAUAAUAUUUCUGGAAAAUAUUGAGGGUCGAUAAAGCCUCUUCGUUUCACAGUAAAAAUUUGGUAAGUUCAUUUGUCACACACGGCGUUUGGGAAACAAUUGUACAUAAACAAAUCAGUAGUAUAUUUCUAAAAUUUGACAGUUUAAAGCACUUGUAUAUUCUGUUGACAAAAUAUAUAUAAGCUAAUAAUUUUAAAUAAAAUACAUUUUGGUGAUAUUUAUUUUUUGGCGCAAUUGUAUUUUAUAUAAGUAAAUUAGUGUGUAUUACGUAAGUGUAUUACACAAAGCAACCAAAUGUAUUUACCUUGCAUUCAGAAGCUAAGCUGUUAAGUUUAAUAAUAUCGUUAGUUUGUUAUGAAAAAAAAAAUCUUAAAAUUAAAGACACGACAUUCACAAUUUUAAUUAAAAAUGUGAAUAUAUGAGAUUUUAAGUUUAAUAUUAUUAAGGUAUCCAUAUAUAAUAUUGUUAGUAGAAAUGGUAGAUUCGAUGAUUGUAAUAGCAAUAAUGUGUUAUAUGUAAGUGGUUCCGUACAUGGCCUAAUUGAAAGUAUUAUCAAUUUAUCGAAUGGUUUCUUAGAUCUCUUAGAAUCACUUCUAGGACCAAUUUAUAGUAAAGAUUUAGCAACAUUCAACUGUUAGAUUUAGUGGUAGCAGUCAAGUGUGUCUACUUACUAUAUGAAUAUGAUAAAGAAAUAGUUUAUUCUAUGUUUAUACAAAGUAAAGAAGAAAUGACAGAAAAAAAAAUAAA